UUUUGUUCCGAGUUCAGUCAGUCAUAGUCAGUGACCGCAACUUAUCGUGUGAGGGGUGGAUUUACUUUACUCUAAAAAUAUACCGUAAUAAGUUUGUAACAAGAAAACCUUGUUUCCUCUAACAAUGAAUAUCAAAAUCAAUUGAAGUAACAAUUUCAGUGUUUAAUAAGUUAUACAUAUUAUAAAUGCUUAAAUUUUCUGUUUAAAUUUUUACAUAUAAAAUUUCUGUGAAUUCGCGGUAUCUUAGUGUUGUUAGGGAUUUUUUGUGAUGAAUGCCUGUUAACAGAAUAUGUCGACCAUUGGACUUAAAAUUCAGCUAAAACAUCUUUAAAAUUGGAUGGGAUUAUCCUAUUGGCGUGUAGCGUCGGUGUGAUGGUGCGUGAGGCCACAGUGCUGCUGCUGGCGGUAGCACUGUGUCGCGCCGCCACCACACUCGACUCCGAGCUGGGCGUCGGGAAGGCCAUCAACAUAUUUAUGAGAUAUGGAUACCUCAGCAUCUGCAUGCGAGUCGUGCCACGCAAUGACACCGACGGCUGGGUGUUCCGUGAGCCCACAGUCAGCGUGUUCAGAGACGUGGAGCGCUUCGCCCUCGCGCCAGCGCCGCGACAACCGAAGACAUUGUUCGAUGGCGACUUCCACAUGGAGUUCUGCGAUAACUUGAAGCAGUUACUGCAGGCGUACUUUAGAGAUUUCAGUUUUGAAAGGUUGGAGCGGCCGUGGCGAGCUUUUACCGCCGGCUGGCCGACGGACAUCAUGGCCCGGAACCUGGGCAUCAACUCCUCGUUCAUCACCGGUGAUCACUGUUACGUGCUCGUCAGGGUAUCAAGGUUCCGUGAGACAGCCAAACUGAGUGAACUGCCGUCGAACAUCGGCGUGGAGGACGUCGUCUACGACGCGAUACAAGAGUCCGCUAUCGGCGACACCGUGUCUAUCGCAGAUUUCAUCAGGAAAUACGGCUCGCAUUACAUCGCUUCCUACAUCACUGGUAACUCUUUGUAUCAGGUGUUUGUGUUCUCUCGCGGAGUGUACUCGCGGAUAAAGGAGCGCGUGAAGUCGCAAGGCGUCAAAGACAUUCCAUCCAGUGAGAUGAACAACUUCUUCUCGCCGUUCUUUGCCGAGCACGUCGGCGCGGUCAAGGUAUUUGUAUUCUCUAGAACCGCAUACUCCAUGAUCAAAGAAAGAUUAAAAAGCAAAGGAGUUGCUGAUAUUACCGCCAAGGAAUUAGAGGGAUACUUCUCGCCAUGGCAUGCUAAACAUAUCGGCCAAAUCAAGGUGGCCAGUGGUAACAAAACAGUUGAGAGCUGGGCUAUGAAGCGUCUUCGUGUCCACUAUUACAUUUUCUCUUACCCCAGUUUAUUAAAACUACACGGGGAGCCAACGUUGUUAAGAAAUCUUGACACACUCCUAGGAAAUGAAGCUCUAUUACAAUUAGAAUUAAAGACAUUAUCGCCUGCGUUUAAAGACGUUAAAAAGAAAAAGUGGUUUGAAGAAGUGAUAGACAAUUAUUUAAAACUAUGGGAAAGUAACAUGUGAUAAAAGAUCAUAUUUAUAGUUUAAUAACCUUUUUGCGAGUCCAAAAAUGUUACUAUUAUAAACUUUUAUAAGAAAUGUAUUUUUAUAUGGAAAUUAUAUAAUAUUUUGGACAUUUUUAUUAUGUAAAAUGACAAUUUGAGUGUUUAUAUUAAAGUGAAAGUAAAUAUUUACAUGUAAUUGAUAAUAAAAUUGCCAGUUUUUAUGAUUGCUAAAUUAUUCAGAUUUUGAUAUGGCCAUUUGUUACAUUGUUCAAUGUUUGGUCAAAUAUUUGAUGAUUUGAUUCAAGUUUUUAUUCUAUUAUCCGAAUAAUCGAUUGUAUUUAUUUAUUAGUGUAUUUGUUUAAUAAUUAUGAAUGCUUGUGAACUAGGUACUAUGUUAGAGCGGGCACACCUGACUAAACUAUCGACUAACAUUGUUUAGUCGCGCUUUGAUUACUAUGAGCUUAUGGAGGCACGACCACUAUUCGAUUUUUAGUUGUGCAACUAAACAGUUGAAUGGACGAAACAAUCGACAAUCGCACAACAGCUGUGCGAUA
Molecule: messenger RNA, 2068 nt
Organism: Papilio polytes (common Mormon)
Lineage: Eukaryota; Metazoa; Arthropoda; Insecta; Lepidoptera; Papilionidae
Gene: tsl
Product: torso-like protein
Exons: 8
Coding region: 373-1533 (386 amino acids)
Source: RefSeq, a predicted model, not a curated record